This is a messenger RNA of Drosophila rhopaloa, 3017 nucleotides long. RefSeq names its product calphotin. Lineage: Eukaryota; Metazoa; Arthropoda; Insecta; Diptera; Drosophilidae. The record is from RefSeq and is a predicted model, not a curated record. The coding region runs from base 244 to 2904 and encodes 886 amino acids. The transcript is spliced from 2 exons.
AAAAGGUGCAAAAGGAUGGAAAGUUACAAUCGAGGACUUAUGAUCGCAACACUUGAUCAAGAACAAGAAAGGAAAGCUAACUUCGGAGCCGAAGUUGAUAUACCCUUGCAGAAUAUGCUCAAUCUACUGGCCAUGAAAAUAGGGUCAUGAAACUAUUCCUCCAUUGAGCACUGGAUAAGUGAAAAGCUCAACAAAAAGGCAAAACUGAUUGACAUUGAGGAGGAAGUAAAAAAACCGAUAACAAUGGAACCAGUACCUGUUUCUGCCCCAGUGGCUUCGCCUGUGCCACCGGCUGUGGCUCCAACAGCAGUACCUGCUCCGGUGCCUGUUGCUAGCCCCGCAGCAGUGGCUCCUACACCUGCAGCUCCGAUUGUGGCAGCACCUAUUGCCGCUGCGCCUCCCAUUGCGAGUGUGCAACCAGCCCCAGUUACUGUUCCCAUCGCCGCAGCUCCAGCUCCAGCUCCGAUUGCUACUGUUCCAGUCGUUGUUCCGGCAACUCCGGCUCCUGUCAUUGCAGCAGCUCCGGCACCCGUUGUUGCAGCCCCCAUCGUGGCCACUCCCGCUGUUGCAACAUCACCACCCGUAUCCGAAGCCCCAGUUGUUGCCGCCACUACAGCUGCUGUUGCUCCUGUGAUUGCUACACCACCUGCUCCUGUUGCUGAGACUGCCGUUGCUGUAGCGCCGCCCGUUGUUGCUCCUGUGAUCGCAUCGCCUGAGAUUCCGGUCGCAGUGGCCCCUGCAAUAUCAACGCCAGCAGUUGCUGCUGCUGAGAUUCAGCCCGUCGUAGCUUCACCUGUGGUGCCUCCCGUUGCUCCAAUCCCUACACCAGUAACAGAAACUCCAAGCGUUGUCAGUACUCCGGUUGCUGUUGCUCCUGUGAUCGCUACACCUACACCUCCUGUUGGACCUGUUGCACCAGUUGCUCCUGUUGUAACCCCAACAGCUGCUGUUUCUGAGAUUCCCGCUGCCGUUGCACCACCUGCGGAAUCUUCCGUACUUGCAACACAAGCCCCUGUUGCGGAGAUCUUAGUCGCUGCUCCUGUAGUCUCACCGCCAAUCGCUGUUGUCGCCGAGACCCCUGUUGCUGCAAUAGUAGAAGCGGCAGUUCCACCACCUGCGGCAUCUCUUGUAGCUGCAGCAUCCCCACCAGUUUCAGUCGUUGCUGAAACUCCGGAAGUUGUUGCUCCUGUGAUCGCUACGGCAUCCGCUGCUGUUGCUGAGACUCCAGUUGUCACUGCACCGCCGGUAGAGUCGCCUGUUGCUGCAAUACCAACACCAGUAUCAGAGGAAAUUGUUGCUCCAGCCGUCGCUCCAGUCGUUGCUCCAGUCGUUGCUCCAGUUGUUGCUCCAACUAUUGCUCCAGUUGUUGACCCAGUUGUUACCGAAAUUUCUGUUGCAGUGGCAGAACCACAACUUGCUGCAACACAACCACCUGCAGUUGCGGAGACACAGACACCAGUAGUUGCUUCUGUGGUUGCUGCUGUUGCAGAGACUCCAGUUGCAGAAGCUGCCACAGUCUUAACACCACCACCUCCUCCUACUGUUCCCGUUAACGUUGCACCACCGGCGGCUGUGGCUGUGGAACCUACCGAUGCUGCCAUAUCCUCUCCCUCGAUUCCAACAGAGGCCGCAGUUGAGAUUCCUCCGCAACCUGCCCCACCUGUCGAACCUGCAACAGAGGGAGCUGUUGCCGCGUCUACACCGCCAGUGGCAUUUGCCGAUACUUCAGUGGCAGUUGCAGACCUGUUACCUCCUGCGGCACCUGCUGCAACAAUUCCUGAACCAGGGGAAGCAACAGCUGCUCCAAUCGUCUCCUUGCCCCCUGUGGUAAUUCCUGUAGAACAACCUGCGGUCGUCCCAGACACUUCAUCAACAGCUCCUCCGGAAUUGGCCGUUGUUCCAGAUAUAGUUCCAGAGCCAAUACCCCAACCGCAAACCAUCGAAGCCACUCCUGUGGAGGCUUUACCUAUUGAGACUCCGGUUACGAUACAGGAACCAGCUGCAGAAGUUUCAGCACCCGUUCAAGAAAUAUUGGCUGAAAUUUCAGCUCCGACCCCGGAGAAAAUUCCGGAUCCGGUCGCAGUCGAAGCUCCAACAACUAUCCAGGAGCCAGAAAUUGCCACGAUCAUUGAAGCUUCUCCGUCUCCUGCUGCCGAAGUCGUUACACCCGAUGUUGUUGCGGUAGUGGAGCUAAUCAAUCCUGAACCUGUUGUAGCGGCAGUUGAGCCGAUCACUGAACCACCGGUUAAUGUUGUCGAACCCGUAGAGUCGAUUCCUGUUUCAGCUGCUGAACCGGAAAUCACAGAAGUCAGUGAGACAGCAGUUCCUGUAGCGCAGGAGAUUCCUGUAGCUGAGAUUCCGGAAACGACAACGAAACCGGACGAAGAAGUUAUCGAGACUCCAAUUACAACUGCCCCGGAAUCUAUGGUCACAGUUUCGGAAGAAGUAUUGAUAGCUCCUGGAGAAGAUGCUGCGGUCGUUGAGGCGACUCCUGAGACAUCUGCCUCUGCUGUGGAACCCCUUGAAACACCAGCUGCUGUCGAACCAGUAGUCUCAGAAACGCCAGCUGCCACUCUGGUGGCCGAUGAACCAAUUGCAGCCGAAGAACCAGUAGAAUCAGUUUCUGCCACUGAAAUACAACCCACAAUUGAAGAAAAACCGGCAGGAGAGGUACUGCCCGACGAAAUCCCCGAUAGGUCAUCUCCGGAUCCCAGUUCCGUUCCCGUGGCAAAGAUAACGCCAUUGCUUAGGGAUCUUCAGACCACCGACGUUUCGCUGUUGGCCAUUGCUGCCACCUUGGAUGCCAUCGGAGAGAAGUUGAAGGAUCAAAAGGCCAGGAACCAGCAGGUAAUGGACAGACUAUGCGAAAUCGAGAAAAUACUGGGCCCUCCUAAAUCCAAUUAGCUUAGGCUAAAAGCCAUAUUCAUAAAUAUGUACUUAAAACAUAAGGCAAUAAUAUAAAACUCAUAAUCAGAAGAUACUAAUAAAAAGUUCAUUAACUAAUUUUAAAAUUUGAA